Gadus morhua (Atlantic cod) is the source of this 4530-nucleotide messenger RNA. RefSeq names its product leucine rich repeat and Ig domain containing 3a (gene lingo3a). The record is from RefSeq and is a predicted model, not a curated record. Gene Ontology annotation, molecular function: protein binding. Gene Ontology annotation, cellular component: plasma membrane. Lineage: Eukaryota; Metazoa; Chordata; Actinopteri; Gadiformes; Gadidae. Bases 579 to 2411 code for a protein of 610 amino acids. The transcript has 2 exons.
GAACAGGCACCUCUAGCCAGCAUUACAACACAACACAGUGCAGAGAGAGAGAGAGAGAGAGAGACUGUGUUCCUCACUGCUUUCCUUUCCCUCUCUGCAGGGGCACACAGGGAGAUAUCUGAUCCCCACCAUAACAUAGUAGGAAACGGCAAGAAAGAGAACGACACAGAGUGAGAAAGAGAGAGAGACCGACAGAGAGAGAGAGAGACCGAGAGAAGAAGAGAGAGAGAGGGAGGGAGGGAGAGCGAGGGGAGAGAACGUGAAUGCAGUGUGAAGCCAGCUGUAGUUUCCGAGCGGAGGGGAAGCUGGUCGACCGGAGGCUGGUAGUGGGCGAGCCGUUGCUGUGCCUGUGCGUACCGUCAGGACAUCGUAUGCAGCCCUGGGAGAGCUGUGGAGGAGGUGCGUGGAGCAGCACAGCCCUGGUGCAGCCGAGACAGAAGCAGCAGCAGCACCAGGACAGUGAAUGAGGAGGGAGCAACAGUCAAGUUCCCGUCCUGGGUGUCUGGCCCGGUGAUCCGUCCCCAGAGAGGCGCAGGAAGCGACAGAGUGGUGGUGCCGUUGGCUGCGGAGGGGGCACCAUGGCAACGUGCCUGGGACCACAAUCACGCGGCCUCCUGCUCCACUGGUUCCUCCUGCAGAUGGUCACAGUGUCGUCGGUCCGCGGUCAGGGCUGCCCCCAGCGCUGCGAGUGCUCGUCCAAACUCAAGUCUGUCUCCUGUCAGGGAAAGCGUCUCUCUGCCCUGCCUGACGGGAUCUCCCCGGACACCAAGGUGCUGGACCUGAGCGAGAACAGACUGCGCUGGGUGGAGCAAGGCGACCUGCUCCCCUACCUCCGCCUGGAGGUGCUAGACCUCAGCGGGAACACCAUCAGCGUGCUGGAGCCCAACGCCUUCGCCGGCCUGCAGAGCCUGCGCUCGCUGUCUCUGAGGGGCAACCAGCUGAAGCUCAUCCCCAUGGGGUCCUUCUCCCGCCUGGCCAACCUCACCUCGCUGGACCUGAGCGGGAAUAAGAUCGUCAUUCUUCUGGACUUUACGUUCCAGGACCUGAGGAGUCUGAGGAGGCUGGAGGUGGGAGACAACGACCUGGUCUACAUCUCCAACAAGGCCUUCCUGGGCCUGGUGGGGCUCCGGGAGCUGACCAUCGAGAGGUGCAACCUGACGUCCAUCUCCAGCCAGUCGCUGUCGUACCUCCGGAGCCUGGUGACCCUGCGGCUCCGCUACCUCAGCAUCUCCGCGCUGGAGGAGCAGAACUUCCGCAAACUGGGCGGCCUGAGGGGUCUGGAGAUCGACCACUGGCCUCUUCUGGAGUACAUCUCCCCCCACAGCCUGCAGGGCCUCAACCUGUCCUGGCUGUCCAUCACGCACACCAACCUCACCUCCGUGCCCACCUCGGCCCUCCGCACCCUGGCCCACCUCACCAGCCUGAACCUCUCCUACAACCCCAUCUCCGUCCUCGAGUCCUGGGCUCUGCGGGACUUGGUGCGGCUCAAGGAGCUCCACAUGGUGGGCGCCAACCUGGUGACCGUCCAGUCUUACGCGCUGGGCGGGCUGCGGCAGAUCAGCCUGCUCAACCUGUCCGCCAACGGGCUGGUGACGCUGGAGGAGGGCGCCUUCCAGUCGGUCAACACCCUGCAGACCCUGCGUCUGGACGGGAACCCUCUGGCCUGCGACUGCCGCCUGCUCUGGAUCCUCCAGCGCAGGAAGACCCUCCGGUUCGACGGGGCCGCCCCGGUGUGCUCCUUGCCCGUGGAGGUGCAGGGCCGGGCCCUCGACGCCUUCUCCGACUCGGCCCUCCUCGACCACUUCACCUGUCAGAAGCCGAAGAUCCGCAACCGCAGGCUGCAGCAGGUCACGGCGCGCGAGGGCCAGGUGGUGUCCUUCCUGUGCCAGGCGGAGGGCGAGCCCAAGCCGGCGGUGUUCUGGAUCUCUCCGCAGCGGCGACGCAUCACCACAAAGAGCACCGGCCGCCUCACAGUGCUGCCGGACGGGACCCUGGAGAUCCGCUACGCCCAGGUGACCGACAGCGGGACCUACAUCUGCAUCGCCAGCAACGCCGGGGGCAACGACACCUACUUCGCGACGCUCACCGUGAGCGGACUGCCCCUCGACGCCGCCCUGAUGGCCAACCGCACGUACUACGCCGGAGACCUGAACGACACGAACCUCAACGACACCAGGGUGUUCCUGAAGUUCACCCUGGACCUCAAGACCAUCCUCAUCUCCACGGCGAUGGGCUGCAUCAUGUUCCUGGGGGUGGUGCUCUUCUGUUUCAUACUGCUGUUCGUGUGGAGUCGAGGGAGAGGACAGCACAAGAACAACUUCUCUGUGGAAUACUCGUUCAGGAAGGUGGAUGGGCCGGCGGCCAGCGGGGGUCAAGGAGGAGCAAGGAAGUUCAACAUGAAGAUGAUCUGAGCUCGCCGAGAUUCUCUUUUCCAAUGGAUUCCCAUACAGUGUUUUUUAUUUUUUGCUGACAAUGGGAAUAAUGGAUCAUGGGAAGGGUUGGAAAAAGGCCCGGUCUUUCUGGGACUUUGAUUAACGAUGUGGUGUUAUUUUAAAAGCCUGUUAGCAGCAGGGUAAUUUGUAAAAUUUAAACGCAUCGCAAUCUGUGAUAUUUAAUACAAAAAACUCUUGGGUAUGGUGACGAGACCAUGCUGUGAAGACCAUUUUUGGUAAAACAAACAAGUUGAUUAAAAAAAAAAGAAAAAAAGAAAGAUGUCUGAAGAUUCCGGAUAGACUGUUACACCACCAAACAACACAAGGCCUCCGUCCUGCCUCCACUGGCUGAACAGCUCUGGCUGCCUCUCCGUCCGUCCUCACAGGGGCUGUGCCUCCUACAGGUGUCCCCUCCGCUGCUUCAGUAGUCCUUGCUGCAGUGGUUAACUGAUACUAAUAUCUAUGAUUAGGACAGAUGCACUGAUCAAGGACCCUGCCAAUCCUGCCGCGAGUGGUUGAAUCGGUUUAUUCUUUGUUUUACUCUUUUCACAAUACUUUAUUUGUACAGGAGUAGUAUCAGGCAUCGAUUGGGUAUUGAAGGAGACACUGGCAGUGUGUUCUGCACAGAGUAGAUCAGUCAACCGAGGACUGGAUCUAUGGCUGCAGACGCUCUGUCUCUGCAUAACACUGCCAAACUGACCAUGCAGAGCACUGUAUGAUGAUAUAAUGAUUCCCAAUGGCACAGCACUAUCAUUGAUUUCUAAACUUGUUCAUAACUAAAUCAAUCACUAAGCUAAACACGUGUAACAAUGGAGGGAUUCCGGUGCACAAUUCUCGAUUUUAUAAAUUUGACGUUGCCUCAGUUGAAGAGUUGGGGAAUUGAUUGGUUUGGUUGCUAGGUAGGAUAUAAAUAAAAUGUAUUAUAUUUGUCUUGCUUGACAUGAAACAAAACGUGUUUGUUAAUAAUAAUGAUAGUAGCGUCCUGUGACUUAUCAAAGCUGCUGUUCUACCGUAAUUCCGAUUACCGUUUCAUUAUUUUUUUUAUAUCUAAAUAUUUCUGUAUCGAUAUUCAAGGAGCAGCAGCCUCACCAAUGUAUCACCCCAUCAGAGGGCUUGCCGUUGGACAUUACGUUGUGUUGAAUGAUGCCUUUCUCCUUAGCGCACAUCAAGUGAUUCACGCCUGUUUCGUUCAACUCUUUGGGAGGGAAGUCAAAGUAUUCUUUCAAUUUGAUCUGCUCCCUAUAUGUUCCUCAGAGGCCACGAGAACGACCACAAGGUUCGCUGGAGGUAAAUGAUUUCUUUUUUGAAAGUUACACUGCAAUGAUUGGUUUAAUGUUUCACAGGGCACGAAAACAGAACUAAUUGGUUUAGAAAUAAUGAUAACAUUUUCUUUUUCUAAAGCACAACUUUAUAUUUAUAUGUAGCCUAAAUGACAGAUGGAUUAAAUUCGUGGAGGAGUAAAGGAUUGCAUAAAGAUUUUUUUAAACCGGCCCUUCAUCUAACCUUAUAUCAUUUAUAUUUGUAAUAAAUAAUGAACACACUUGAAUAAAUCGUUUCAAAUCUAAGAUAAAAUCAUGAUCGAGGGCAUUUUUCGAAAGGGGAUUUGAUUCCUAAAAUCGUUCCUCCCCUUUUCUUCUGCAAAUAGCAGUUGAUUCUAUUAGUUUGGUGGUGCUGCUCUCUGCUGGCUGCAAAUGGUAUAGUUAUAUGAAAUCUCUGUUUCACCCGACUGACGGGCAACACAUAUCAAUCAAGAAAAAAACUAAUUUGAGUAAAAAACAUUUCUUAAACCCUUUCUAAACCAUCCCUAUGUUCAAUAUGUUCAACUAAUUAUUGUUGCAAAUCCUCUUUUGGCCGAAUCCCCAUUUGGUGUGAUUUCAGGUUUAAUUCAAUCGGAAGCCUAAUACAAAUUGGUAAAAAUAUUUAUUUAUUUCCCGCAUUUUAGAAAUGUAAUCAAUGUGAAUUGUCUGACAUCCUGCUGAUUCUGUACAAUAUGAAAAUCAUUGUGUUUGAGGAACAUCCUAGACUAUUUUGUAUUGUAUCAUUUUAUAUACGUAUAAAGAAGAAGCACACUAUUUAUAAAGCAUGUAACACGAAUCAA